Messenger RNA from Magallana angulata, 4379 nucleotides. Its product is annotated as dihydropyrimidine dehydrogenase [NADP(+)]-like. Gene Ontology annotation, cellular component: cytoplasm; cytosol. The transcript is spliced from 23 exons. Lineage: Eukaryota; Metazoa; Mollusca; Bivalvia; Ostreida; Ostreidae. Bases 38 to 3214 code for a protein of 1058 amino acids. Gene Ontology annotation, biological process: thymine catabolic process; uracil catabolic process. Gene Ontology annotation, molecular function: dihydropyrimidine dehydrogenase (NADP+) activity; iron-sulfur cluster binding; uracil binding. The record is from RefSeq and is a predicted model, not a curated record.
AGUACAGCAGACCGAUAUCACGUGACCUAAUGUUUAUAUGGACGAGUUCAUUUUCUCUGAAGCAGCUCACCACUUUUCAUUGAACCCUUCUAAUCUCAAAAACAUGGAAUCUCGGAUGGUGAGCAAGGAUGUGCCAGAUAUUGAGAGUUUACUGGCACUGAAUCCCAAAAUAACCAAAUAUGCACAUCUUGUGUCCAGCACGGAGACCAAACAAAACAAGAAGCACUGGAAACGUAAUAGCCCCAAAGGAUGCUCGGAUUGUCCGCCAAGAACGAACAAUUUCGAGGACAUCAAGCACACCACUCUGAGUGAGCGAGGGGCCCUGAGGGAGGCAGCCAGGUGUUUAAAAUGUGCAGAUGCCCCUUGUCAGAAAAGCUGUCCCACUCAGCUAGACAUCAAGUCCUUUAUCACCAGUAUAGCAAACAAGAACUACUAUGGUGCAGCUAAAGCUAUUCUUUCUGACAACCCCCUCGGCUUGACAUGUGGAAUGGUCUGUCCGACCUCCGACCUCUGUGUGGGAGGAUGCAACUUGUAUGCUUCAGAGGAAGGUCCCAUUAACAUUGGGGGGUUGCAGCAGUUUGCAACUGAGAUUUUCAAAGCCAUGAAGAUUCCCCAAAUCAGGGACCCGUCCAUGCCCCCUUUGGAUAACCUCCCUGAUAGUUACAAGGCUAAGGUGGCCCUGCUGGGCUGUGGACCGGCCAGCAUCAGCUGUGCCACGUUUCUGGCCAGGAUGGGCUACACCAACCUCACCAUCUUUGAAAAGCAUGACUACAUUGGAGGACUGAGCUCCUCUGAGAUACCCCAGUACCGCUUACCUUACAGUGUUGUGGAUUUUGAGGUGGAGCUUGCCAAAGAUAUAGGGGUCAAAAUUGAGAAAGGGAGAGCACUUAGCACUUCUGAUAUCACCGUCCAGAAACUUAAGAAGGAAGGAUAUGAGGCAGUAUUUUUAGGCAUAGGAAUGCCAAACCCAAAGAAGAUCCCGAUUUUUGCUGAUUUGACAGAACCCAUGGGGUUCUACACAUCAAAGGACUUUCUACCAAAAGUGUCUGCUGCGAGCAAAGCAGGAAUGUGCAGUUGUAAGACCAAGCUGCCUCAGCUGUCUGGUAAAGUGAUUGUGCUGGGUGCUGGCGACACAGCCUUUGACUGUGCCACGUCCGCUCUCAGGUGUGGAGCCAAGAGAGUGUAUGUUGUGUUCAGAAAAGGGUUCACCAACAUCAGAGCCGUCCCCGAAGAGAUGGAGUUGGCUAAAGAAGAAAAGUGCGAGUUUCUCCCCUUUUUGGCCCCCAGAAAGGUGAUGACAAAGAAUGGCGUGAUUAUGGGGAUGGAGUUUGUCAGGACGGAGCAGGAUGAUGAUGGAAACUGGGUGGAAGACGAGGAAGAGAUCAUCCGCAUCAAGGCCAACUAUAUCAUCUCAGCCUUUGGCUCAGGACUGACCGAUUCUGAUGUGGUUGAUGCCAUGAGUCCAGUCAAGAUGAACAGGUGGGGGGCGCCCGAGGUGGACGAGCAGACGAUGCAGACCAGCGAGCCCUGGGUGUUCUGUGGAGGGGAUCUAGCAGGGGUGGCACAGACCACAGUAGAGUCUGUCAAUGACGGGAAACAAGCAUCUUGGCACAUUCACAAGUAUCUGCAGGCAUUACAUGGUAUUCCUAUUCCAUCCAAGCCUUCUCUGCCCAAGUUCUUCACCCCCAUUGAUGAGGUGGAUGUGAGUGUGGAGAUGUGUGGACUCAAGUUCCCCAACCCGUACGGCUUGGCCAGCGCCACCCCCACCACCAGCAGUACCAUGAUCAGGCGGGCCUUUGAGGCUGGGUGGGGAUUUGCCCUGACCAAGACAUUUUCCCUUGACAAGGACAUAGUGACAAAUGUGUCGCCCAGAAUUGUGCGGGGGACAACAUCGGGUCAUAUCUAUGGACCGGGUCAGGGGUCGUACCUGAACAUUGAGCUGAUCAGUGAGAAGACAGCAGCCUACUGGUGUCAGAGUGUCACCGAACUCAAGAGGGACUUCCCAGAACAUAUAGUCAUUGCCAGCAUCAUGUGUAGCUACAACAAAGAGGACUGGACAGAACUGGCCAAGAUGGCUGAGGCUGCAGGUUCUGAUGCUUUGGAGCUGAAUCUGUCCUGUCCUCAUGGAAUGGGAGAGAGAGGAAUGGGGCUGGCUUGUGGACAGGACCCAGAGUUGGUGAGAAAUAUUUGUCGCUGGGUAAGAGAUGCCGUCAAAAUUCCCUUCUUUGCCAAACUAACUCCAAAUGUGACAAGCAUUGUCUCCAUUGCCAAAGCAGCAUAUGAAGGUAAUGCUGAUGGAGUGACCGCUACAAACACCGUGUCCGGCCUAAUGGGUCUGAAGAACAAUGGCAUGGCUUGGCCCAAUGUUGGCAAGGAUCACCGCACGACCUAUGGGGGUGUGUCAGGGAACGCUAUCAGACCCAUCGCUCUCAGAGCAGUAACUGCCAUUGCCAGGGAACUCCCUGGUUUCCCCAUUUUGGCCACGGGGGGCAUCGAUUCUGCAGAGGCAGGUUUACAGUUCCUGCAGGGUGGAGCCACUGUUCUUCAGGUGUGUAGUGCCGUUCACAAUCAGGAAUACACAGUGAUAGAUGACUACAUCACAGGACUCAAGACUCUGCUGUACCUUCGAAGCGUGGAGGAACUUCAUAACUGGGAUGGUCAGAGUCCCCCUACUGCACCCCACCAACUGGGGAAACCCGUCCUGAAAGUGAAAGACAUAAUUGGAGAGAAUCUCCCAUCCUUUGGUCCAUAUCUGGCCAAAAGACAAGAACUGAAGGACCGUCUGUACAAAGAGAAAGACCUGCUAAGUGAAGAGAACAUACCAGAGCCCCAGAGACCAGCAAAUGCCCCAAAGAAGCCUAUACCCACAGUCAAGGAUGUCAUUGGUCUGGCCUUAUCCAGGAUCGGGACUUAUGGAGACUUGAACAAUCAGGAACAGGUGGUGGCACUCAUUGAUGAGGAAAUGUGCAUAAACUGUGGGAAAUGUUACAUGACCUGCAAUGACUCUGGAUACCAGGCCAUCAAGUUUGACGCCCAGACUCACCUUCCUACUGUCACGGAUGAUUGCACAGGUUGCACCCUGUGUCUGUCUGUGUGUCCUAUCAUCGACUGCAUCAGCAUGGUUCCCAGGACAACACCCUACAUACCAAAGCGAGGCAUCCCUCUAGGCACAGGGAAUAAUCUCCUGCCAGGAGUCAGCAUGGAGACCAAUUAAACUGCCCAAUCAAAAGAAAGAUUUAACCAUCGUCCUCAAUGACUGUAUCUGUAGGAUAUCUUUAUUCUAUUUUCUAGAUCAUGAAGUAUAAAGUAGCUUUGUUAAAAAAAUGUUGAAAUCCAUAUCCUAGUAGAUGAUGUAAUUGGUAGCUAUAUAUAGGGUGAUGUUAUAUAUAUUGGAAAAGGGAGGGUUCUUGAGUUAGAGAUUGGUGUGAAACCUAGUCAUUUAAGUAACGAUUGUUCUGUUAUGAUAUCAAAUUAGAAAUCUCUUUCAAAGUUAAUUUUUUCAUGUUGAAGAAAUCUGAAUUCUGGACUUAGUCAUAUUUGUUUUUGUUUUUGGGUUUUUUUAAACCCAAUAUAUAUUCAUUUAUGUAAAACGUGGACUUUUUAACAACAUGUCAUUAAUCCUGCAUCCCACAAUGUAAUUUAAUUUUGGUUGAAAAAAAAUAUUUUGUAUAAAUAAUAACAAUGUAUAAAUGUUGAAAAAAAUAUUUUAUAUGAAUAUUAAUAAUGUAUAAAUAAGUUACACUUGAGUUUGGGUACAGUUAAUUUUGCCGUGUUUUUAUGGAAGACAGCAAUGUCUCCAUUAUUUUAGCUGUUGUGGUGUCUUUUGAUUGUCUACCUCUAAUUCAUGAUUUUGAUUUAAAUUGAUGAUUUGUUGUGAAAAAAUCCCCUGCAUUGUUUAGUUCAUAUAUUUUUCUUAAUGCAAAGUAAAUUGAUCAGCUGUGACAACAUGUUUUGUAACUCUUUUACAUGAAGGUUUUGUAUUUUGUUUGUAUUUUUGUGGGAAAUAUUUUGAAACUUGUUUUACAGGAGUACCAGUAUUAAAAAUGGGCUAACGUAUUAUUAAACUAAUAGCUGGGCUAGAAUACUGUACUUUUUUUAAAAACUUUAAUUUAACCAAUCUGCUUUUUUGUUAGAAUUUUAAACCAUAUUGGUAUUUCUUGUUUGAUUUCACAUAGAUAACCGGUAUUUUGCAUUAUACCUCUACGUUUAUACAUUUCGUGAAAUGCAUAUCGUAUUCACUUUAUAUAAUAUUGUGUUAAUUUUAACAGCAUAUUCACUUAUUCUGAUUAUGUUAACUUGGUUAUAUUGCUCAUGGUGAAUUUAAUCGGUUAAUGUUUGUAUUAUGUAGUGACAAAUAGAAAAUAAAGAAUUGCAUGAUA